Messenger RNA from Lottia gigantea (owl limpet), 2446 nucleotides. RefSeq lists its product as hypothetical. The transcript has 3 exons. NCBI's taxonomy places the organism in Eukaryota, Metazoa, Mollusca, Gastropoda, Lottiidae. The record is from RefSeq and is a predicted model, not a curated record. The coding region runs from base 49 to 1326 and encodes 425 amino acids.
UCGAAAAGGAGUAAAGUGAACAAUUUAUCAUAUAUUAUCUAAUAAGGAAUGCUUGGAAUAGUUUCUGCAGUAUUUGGAUCUGUUGCCAAGGUUACUGGUAUCAAUACAAUACAAGAUGAUGAUUUUGUGGAUCGAUUGAAUCAUGUCAUCACCGUCGCUCUUUUUGGUUUGUUCGCCGUUUUCGUGACCACCAAGCAAUUUGCCGGUGAUCCAAUCCAAUGCCUUGAAAAGGAUCGAAAGGACUAUGUAGAGAACCUGUGCUGGAUCAAGAACACAUACCGAGUGAGUUUUGACGAACCCAUUCCCCAAUAUGAGAAGGAGCGCCAAAUGAACGAGAUCAAGUAUUACCAAUGGGUUCCAGUCAUUCUCAUGUUUCAAAUCUUACUCUUUAAAUGCCCAAAUUUGAUAUGGCGGGCUCUGAAUACAAAUUCCGGCGUCAACAUCACCAAGAUCGGUUCCUUAGCUGAAAGCACGCAAUUUGGCGAUAUAGAAUCGCGGGACACCACUAUCAAGCAACUGGCAGAACAUAUUUCAAGAUGGCUGAUCUACAAGCGCGAGCAUCACUACCAUUUCUUCUCACGCCUGCGCAGUAAAAUAAGUCGUUUAGGAAUCGUGUUCUUCUUUCUUGGAUCGAAAAACGGGACAUAUUUAGUAGGAUUGUACCUUUUUACCAAAAUCUUGUACUUUGCAAACGUUGUCGGACAAUUUUUCCUGUUGAAUCAUUUCCUAGGCACCAAUUUUAGUGUAUAUGGAUUUGAGGUGAUUUAUUAUUUAAGCGAAGCCGGAGAGAUGCCGGAGUCAGAGAGAUUCCCGAAAGUUACCUUUUGCGACUACAAGAUACGACAACUGGCGAACGUACAACCGCAUACCACCCAAUGUGUUCUUCCCAUCAAUCUGUUUUUAGAAAAAAUUUUCAUCUUCAUUUGGUUUUGGUUGUUCAUAGUCGCAGCCGUAAACUGCUACAGUUUAAUCCGAUGGUUUUAUAAAGUAACCUUUAGAAAGAACCGCAUCCAGUACGUUGAGAAGUAUUUAGGGAUGUUUGUGGACGUCUCAAAGAACAGGACGCACGUGAAGACCUUCGUUAAUCGGUAUCUCCGAGAUGAUGGUGUGUUUUUGCUGCGUGUCGUUUGCACGAACUCCACUCCGUUGGUGAUGAGGGACUUAAUCGAGGAGCUCUGGAACUUGUAUAAGAAGAGCUACUUGUACAAACAUGAUGCCGAAGAAGAGACCGCGCAGCUCUACCCUCACAUUAGGGAGAAUCCCAUCGAUACGUUGAUGUAUGCAAAGGAAGCUGGUGAAAUACCGUCAAAGGUACCAUUGCAAUAAACGAUAUAAAGGGUGCACUUUGCUCAUUGUGGAGUAGAGUUAUAGGACAAUUAACUUCGGAAAUGAGACGUAAAGAAUCAAAAUCUUACUGCUUUGAAGAUGAUUUCAUUAAAAUCCACAAGCGAUCCUGUGAUAACAUCAGCCUGCAUCUCCAAAAGGAGCAUCUUCUUAAAACAUUUUCCCAUUUUCAGCAUACCAAGUGAUGCCACUAUUUUUUCGAACAUAUGAGAAUGUUCCGGAGAUCCUUUUCUGGGAGGUCUCAGAUAUUCGUGUUUCGAAUUUGGAAUGCUUGGGAAGAUAUUUAGAUAAGCACCAAACAUCAAUCAGAAGAGAAGGAGUUCAUUGGGAUAUCCAAAUAAGGUGAUGUCUGGUGACGUUUCAACCAGUUAUAUCACUGCUAUUCCUAGGAUUAGAAUCCAGAGUAAGGUGAUGUUUGGUGUUCAGGAGGAAGUAAAGGGGAUAACUCUUUCUGGAGAUGAAGGGUACGAAUCAAAACAAUUUGCCAGGUCUGACGCUCUCUAGUCAAAACUAUUCUUAUUAUGACAAAGUGUCAUGGAUCUGUGUAUGUUGGUCGAGAUGACGAGGGGGUGGGGCAAUAUUAUGAUCUAGUAUUACGAAUAAUUCCACGAUAUUAUGAUCUCAAAGAAAGCAAUACAUAACCAUAAAUAUUAUUUUUCAUUAUUUGAUAAUAUGAUUAUUUUCAUCAUUUAUUAUUAUAUAUCAUAUUUUCUAGAAGCUUAAAGCUAUCAUGAAAUUAUAAAAGGGGCAUUCAAUUUAUUUCAUUGCUCAUUACAGGACCAAUGCUUAUUCUUCUUGUAUUUUUGUAUCAUUUUCAUUAUUAUUAAUAUACACUGCAUAUUCUUUUGCAUUCAUAACAGAAACUUAAAGCUAUCAUGAAAUUAUAUAAAGGGCAUUCAAUGUAUUUUAUGGCCCAUUACAGGACCAUGUUGCCCUUUUUUUUAAUAAUGUUUUAUUUGUCUCUUUUUUAUUAUCAAUAUUGUUAUAUUUUUUUUCUAUUAUUGAUAUGGUAUAUUUCUUCUAUACAAAAUAUGUAAAUUACCUUUUAUUUUCAUCAAAUGAAAUUAUUUUUAUAUUUUUAAUGAUAAAUAUUUUGUUAUUC